GCUAAAGCACAUGUACACCGAAACGCAUUCGCAGCUUUAGUUAGUGCGCUCCACGUGCUCGCGAAAGGCACAAUGGCCGCGCGCCCGGCCACCCCCCACCCCCGUCCCUACAGCGCCAAGUCCUAGCCCCGCCGGAUGUUGACGGCGUCUCCUGGCAACGGGAGAUGGCGCAGCCGGGAGACCGAGCUAGCGGGUCUCCCCUGGAAGGCAGGUCGACUUUGGAAGGAGAAGAGGGACCCAGCGAUGAAGGCCAUGCAGUGUCACCACUGGAGAACAGUGACCAGAAAAGUGAAGAGGCCGUGGGUGCAUCGGGCCCUUCUGCAAGGGAAAUUGAGGCCGAGGACAAAGUGGAAAUAGAAAAGGAAGCAGCUAAGGAUGGGGCCAUUUCAACUGAAGGGGAGGCCACUGUUACAGCAGACCCCAAAUCCACCCAGAAAGUGAAAACUGAAGAAGAAUUUGAAUCUGACGUGGAAAAUGCAUCCCUUGAAAGUCAAAUCAGUUCAGAGCUCUUGUUUGCAGAUAUCAGUCCUCAGGAGGUGCCGAGAGGUGACACUGGCUUUGUGUAUCCGUACCAAACUGGUGAUGAUUUCUCCCGAGUGGCUGGGCCAUCGGAAACAGUAGUUGUCACCACAGAGCCAUUCCAGUCCAUGAGCUCAGAUGCUUCAGGAUCAACAGCAGGCCCCUUGCAGGUCCCACAAGAGAAAGCCUUUCCUAUGGGCUUACAACACAGCUUCAGACUGAACCAAGGGAGCAGUGUGGUGACCUCGGAUGAGGAAGAGCUUUCCCUGAACCUGGAGGAGCCCUUUGAGCAAGAGGAGCCUGAUGCCCACUCUCAGGAGGAAGCAUUGCUGGACCAGGCCCAAGAGUUAAGCCCCGAAGAAGAGCCUUCAGUGGAGAGACUAGAGUCCGAGGGGAGUGACGAGGCAGAAGAUGAGGAAUCCCAGCUGAUGGUUUUGGACCCAGACCACCCCCUGAUGGUCAGAUUCCAGGCUGCCCUGAAGAGCUACCUGAACCGCCAGAUAGACAAGCUGAAGCUGGAACUUAAAGAACUGGAGGUGGCCAACAAGCAAAGCCGAGCCCAGCGUCAGGAGCUGGGCGUGAAUCUCUACGGAGUCCAGCAGCACCUGGCUCGCCUGCAGAUGCAGCUGGGGAAAAGCCAGGACCGCCACUCCAUCGCUGCCAAUGAGAGGAGACAGAAGGAAGAGGAGCUGCAGGAGGUGCGCACGCUCUACACCAAGACCUGGGAAGCUGCCAAUGAGGAGCAGAAAAAAUUGGUAGCCCUGCAGAUGGAGAUGGAGAACCUGGCCCUGCACCUCUUCUACAUGCAGAACAUCGACCAAGACCUGCAUGAUGACAUCUCGGUGAUGAAGCAGGUGGUGAAGAAAGCUGAGGUGGAGAGGAUGCGGGCAGAGGUGGAGAAGAAAAAACAGGACCUGUAUGUGGACCAGCUCACCACACGGGCCAACCAGCUGGAAGAGAACAUCUCUUUGUUGGAGGCUCAGUACAUUGCCCAAGCUGAGGACACCAGGCUUUUAAGGAAAGUGGUGAGCGAGGCCUCAAUGGAAAUAGAUGCCAUCAACGUAGAGAAGAAGCACAUCCUGCAGCAAUGGGCCACCAGCCUGGUGGGCAUGAAGAACCGUGACGAGGCACACAGGGCCAUCCUGGAGGUGCUCAGAGAAUGUGAGCAUCAAGCCAAGUCCAUCGAUGGUGAGAUCGAGGCCUACAAGAAGUCCAUCAUAAAGGAGGAAGAGAAGAAUGAGAAGCUGGCCAGCAUCCUGAAUCGGGCUGAGACGGAAGCCAGCCUGAUGCAGAAACUGAUCACGCAAUGCCUGGCAAAGCGGGAGGCCUUGCAGGAUGAAUUCAACACCUACCAGCUCACCCUGCAGAACACGGAGGACAGCCUCAACAAGGGGCUCCAGGAGCAUGCAGCAGCCAUGAGCGAACUGCAGGCCGUCCGCCAGGCAGUCCACUCUGAGCAGGAUCUGCGGCACAAACUGGAUGUCUCCAUCGUUAACAAACUACAGGAGCACAUGACCUCCAACAAGAUGACCAAGUACUUCCACAAGCUCCUCCUGAAGCUCCAGAAGGAGAAGACCAACAUGGUGACACAUCUUUCCAAAAUUGAUGGUGACGUCGCACAGGCCACCCUAGACAUCACCAACACCAGCUGCAGGCUGGACAUGCAUCAGAAGACACUGACUGAGCUGGACCAGGAGGUGAAAAAAGUCAACGACCUCAUCACCAACAGUGAGAAUGAGAUCUCCCGGCGCACGAUCCUGAUCGAGAGGAAGCAGGGUCUCAUCAACUUCCUCAACAAGCAGCUGGAGCAGAUGGUUUCUGAGCUGGGGGGGGAAGAAGUAGGGCCCCUGGAGCUGGAGAUCAAAAGGCUGACCAAGCUGACCGAAGAGCACAACACCAGUGUGACUCAGGCCCAAGUGACCUGGCUCCGCCUGCAGCAAGAGCUGGUCAAAGUCACGCAGGACCGUGAGGAGCAGCUGGUGUCCCUGGACAAGCUCAAGAAGGAGGUCCACAUCUUGGAGCAGAAGAAGCUGCGCACGGAGAGCAAGAUUGAGCAGGAGAAGAAGGAGCAGAAGGAGAUUGACCGGCACACAAAGGACCUGGACCAGGACCUGAAGAAGCUCAACUUGCUGCUGAGCAAGAACCGGUGCAACUCGGAGGAGCUGCAGCACAGCAACGUGGUGACCGAAACAGAGUUUGUGCGUGGAUUGAAGGAAGCAGAGAGGGAGACCAUCGAGAUGCAAGAGAAGCUGAACCAGCUCUGCGAGGAGAAGGCCACUCUCCUGAAUGGCCUGGUGGAGGCAGAACACCAGAUCAUGCUUUGGGAGAAAAAAAUCCAACUGGCAAAAGAGAUGCGCGCCUCAGUGGAUUCAGAUGCCAGCCAGACAGAAAUCCGCACCAUGAAGGCAGAAAUCCACAGGAUGAAGGUCAAGCACGGGCAGCUGCUGAAGCAGCAGGAGAAGAUGAUCCGGGACAUGGAGAUGGUGGUGGCCCGCAGAGAGACCAUCAUAACCCGGGCUGAAGGGCAGAGCAAGAUGGACAAGAAGGCACUCACUCGAAUGGACUUCCACCACCAGCAGAUUGAGCUGCAACGGAAAAUCAGGGAAACCCACAAGGCCACCGAGCAGUGCAACAAGACCAUCUUAGAACUGGAAGAGACUCAAAAACUGUUGAACAGCUCCCUCCUGGAGAAGCAGGAGAAGCUGUCCAGGAUGCAGGUGGACACUGACGUGCUUGAAGCUGACAUCAGGCGGCUCACAGCCCUCAAGCGACAGAACCUUUCAGAGAUUGUGACCCUACAGACGCGCCUCAAGCACCUGCAGGCCGUGGUGGAUGGGAAGUACACGUUCCUGUUCCGCUCCCAGAAGUCCAUGAUGCUGGAGCACAAACGCUUGGAGGGCCGGCUCUCCUUGCUGAGCACCAUCUUGGCCCGCGUGCAGGAGGAGCACCCGCAGUUCCUGGAGGCCCUGCGCCCCAUCAGCCAGAAGAUCACCAGCAAGCUGGAGUCCCUGGGGCCCUCCUAGGAAAAAGUGGGGAUGCCCCAUUUCCAGAACUAAACCCCCAAGAAGACUGCCAGAAUUUGGAGUAUUAUCAGGGACUUAUGAUCUGUGUCCCCUUAGAAGGACACCAUUUAUGAGAAACAGACAGGCCAGCCCCAGAGGAAUUACUUCUCAGCCACUCAGUUUAAACCAAGUAGAACCCAGUGUCUCUGGCAGCACUGGGUGAGCCUUACUGUCCCCUUUCUAUCAGCAUACCCGCACACUCUCCCUUGGGUGGGCUUGUCCAAGUAAAAAGUGGUGGGUGGUAGCUCCCCAGGACCAGCCUUUAGGGGAACAGCAGGCUGCACGGAGGCUAAGGAUGGGACUGGUAGGCGCACACUGGAGGCCACUUCAUUCCUAGCACUCUGCUAGGGCACAACUGAGGGCCCCAGCCACCUUCCAGGCACCCAUGCCCUGCCUGCAGGGAACUUGGCCUUCCCAUCCCACGGCCCAGAGUGCAAGACCUCAGGGGUUCCUAGGAAGCCGAGCACUGGCCUGUGCUCUGCUCCUGUAGGCUGUAACGGGACUUCAGCAAGCUGGCCCUGUCCUCCACCUGCCAACCUCUCUCUCCUCCUCCCACACGCUGGCUUGUUUCUCAGUUACCCUGUGGCUUCUCCGAAGGUGAACGGGAAAAAGUUCUGCAAAAGAACUUCACUUUCACUCUGGAGCAGAAUAAAAUACCUCUUUCUAACUAUG
Molecule: messenger RNA, 4253 nt
Organism: Chinchilla lanigera (long-tailed chinchilla)
Lineage: Eukaryota; Metazoa; Chordata; Mammalia; Rodentia; Chinchillidae
Gene: Ccdc40
Product: coiled-coil domain containing 40
Exons: 20
Coding region: 165-3542 (1125 amino acids)
Biological process (GO): epithelial cilium movement involved in determination of left/right asymmetry; heart looping; axoneme assembly
Cellular component (GO): cilium; cytoplasm
Source: RefSeq, a predicted model, not a curated record